Molecule: messenger RNA, 2106 nt
Organism: Cyprinodon tularosa
Lineage: Eukaryota; Metazoa; Chordata; Actinopteri; Cyprinodontiformes; Cyprinodontidae
Gene: gpaa1
Product: glycosylphosphatidylinositol anchor attachment 1
Exons: 13
Coding region: 182-2029 (615 amino acids)
Biological process (GO): attachment of GPI anchor to protein
Cellular component (GO): GPI-anchor transamidase complex; membrane
Source: RefSeq, a predicted model, not a curated record
AUUCUAUCAGCGCUUCUAGAGCGGAAAUCGGUCCGCGGUAAAAACUGUCCGUCAGAAACAAGGAAAUCGCAACGUAUUUUAAGGAGAGGCGCCCCAGAUGAAUCUCUGCAGGUGAAUGUGGCGUCUAGACUGAGGAGCCGGUGAGUGCAGACAUCCAGGAAACGUCAGCCCAGAAAGCAAGAUGGGACUUUUAUCUGAUCCCAACAGGAGACGGGCUUUAAUCAGCAUGUUGACCCGCCUUAAUACUCCAAUCUGUGUGCUGUGCUACUUUGCCGGUGUUUGCUGGUUUAUGGGAUUAGCAUUUGAACCCUUCACGUUGCGGACAUAUAUGUCGGAGAAUGCCAUGGGAUCCACCAUGGUUGAGGAACGCUUUCCUUCAGGAGAAAGAGCUCUGGCCACAGGCAGAGAGUUUGCUGCUCACAAGAAGAAAGUCGGUGGGAUACCGGUUGAUUGGCUAGUGAAAACGAUGCAGGCUCGAGGGUUGGAGGUUUUCACCCAGAGCUUCUCUCGCACACUACCCUUUCCAGAUGAAAAUAAAGAAAGAUAUAUUGUAAAAGGUACAAAUGUCUACGGGAUCCUUCGCGCGCCUCGAGCUCCACGAACAGAAGCCCUGGUGCUUAGUGCUCCUUGUAGUCCAGGUGAUCAGAACAACCAGGCCGUGGGGCUGCUGCUUGGUUUGGCUCACUAUUUUCGCAGUCAGAUUUUCUGGGCCAAGGACAUCAUCUUUCUUGUAAACGAGCAUGAUCUGAUUGGUAUGCAGGCCUGGCUGGAAAGCUACCAUCACACCAACACUACAGGAAUGGACUGGUCUCCAUUACAAGGCCGCGGUGGUUCAAUCCAAGCAGCUCUGUCUUUGGAGCUCAGCAGUGAUGUAAUAACCAGUUUGGACAUAGUACUGGAAGGUCUUAAUGGCCAGUUACCAAACCUGGAUUUAGCAAACCUCUUCUAUGCCUUCUGCCAGAAGAUUGGGGUUCUUUGCACCAUCCAGGGCAGGUUGCAGAGGAAUGAUUGGGACAGUGUGUCAGGCUACAGCCAUGCAGUCCAGACCAUGAUGCUGAUGGUGAUGAAGCAGGCCAGUGGACGGCCAUGGGGAGACCACGGUUUGUUCCUGCGCUACCACAUAGAGGCAGCCUCCAUCAAAGGCAUCAACAGCUUUCGACAGUACAAGACAGACCUCACCACCGUCGGCAGACUGCUGGAAGGAAUGUUUCGGAAGCUGAAUAACCUUCUGGAGCGUCUACACCAAUCUUACUUCUUCUACCUCAUGCCGUCCCUCUCCCACUUUGUCUCUAUCGGAUACUAUAUGCCUGCCUUUGGCCUCCUGGCGGUCAUUUUGCUGCUUCGUGCCUUAGACCUGUGGGUGUUGAUUGCCAAUCCACCUGCCGUAACAGCGGAUGGAGUUGCUGAUUUAGAGCAGCAGUCCAGUACGGGGGUUCUGUCAGUUCUGACUCCUCUGGUGAUCAGCCACCUGACUGGAGCAGCUUUGUACAUACUGCCAACCCAUUUCCAGGAGAUUGCUGUCGAACACUUCCCAGUUUCUGAGACAGAAGCUGUUGUCCUCACAGCCAUUGCUGUGUACACAGCAGGUCUGGCUUUGCCUCAUAACACACACAGGCUGCUGACCGGUGAGGGGACAGAGCAAGGCUGGAGGGUGCUGAAGCUCGUUGCUGUUCUCUACCUGGCCGUUCUACUGGGUUGCACUGCCCUCAUUAACUUCUCCCUGGGCUUCAUCCUGGCUCUCACCCUGGUGCCUGUGGCUGCUUUGGUUACACCCCACGUGCCCAAAGCGUUGUCAGCUGUCGUCUUGGUGAUCCUCAGCCCAGCCUGCACGCUCCUCUUCUCUGUGUUUUUCUUCCAAGAGCUCCAGGAAAUGCCUGUCAGCUUCCAAGAAGGCUGGCUGCUGUACCUGUCUGUUAUUUCCCAGGGAAUCCUGGACCAUUACUUGUACGGUUCUCUGGUUUACCCACUUGUUGCCUUAAUGAUUUAUCCUUGUUGGCUGCUGUUCUGGAAUAUCCUCUUCUGGAAAUAGCCUGCAGAUCUGCUGAGGGCUUGAGACUAUUAGAUGAUCCACUAGAGGAUGAAGCAAGGAAAUUUAUUUUGCAAAAA